Messenger RNA from Betta splendens (Siamese fighting fish), 5880 nucleotides. RefSeq names its product homeobox containing 1 b (gene hmbox1b). Gene Ontology annotation, cellular component: nucleus. The record is from RefSeq and is a predicted model, not a curated record. The coding region runs from base 306 to 1826 and encodes 506 amino acids. Gene Ontology annotation, molecular function: double-stranded telomeric DNA binding. Gene Ontology annotation, biological process: positive regulation of DNA-templated transcription. The transcript has 10 exons. NCBI's taxonomy places the organism in Eukaryota, Metazoa, Chordata, Actinopteri, Anabantiformes, Osphronemidae.
UCUACUUCCAGGGAUUUGUAGUUUUUAGUGUACAGAACGUCGCCGCGCGGCGAAGGAGCUCGCUGGAGUAAGACUACAGUUCCCUCAGAGCCAGUCGGAGGUGUUAGUUGUCAAUAUGGCUGUUGUCAGACAGACAAAGCGGAGAGGCAAAUAAUUCGCCUCUGAUUAGAAAUCCUUGGAAAAGGGUCGGACAGGGCACUGUUGUCAAAUUGCUCCAUUGUUCGACUGCGGUGGAACAAACAGCGCAUCUUUGCACAAGUUGCAAAGUUAAAUGGUUAAGCGGACGAUUUAAAGCGAGCAGUAGGAUGUCUGAGUUUUGCGAGGAGCCGCGCUUCACCAUUGAGCAGAUAGAUCUGCUGCAGCGGCUGCGUCGCUCUGGCAUGACCAAGCAGGAGAUCCUGCACGCGCUCGAGACUCUGGACCGGCUGGACCGGGAGCACGGCGACAAGUUCGGCCGCCGCACCUCUUCUUCCUCCUCCUCCUCGUCCUCCUACGGAGUAGGCGGGGCAAACAGCUGCACCAACAACUCUGCCUCCAACACAACUACCACUUCAUUCAACAAUAACAACACUGCCUCUGCAACCGCCGCCUCUUCCGUGUCGUGCAACGGCAACAACAGCGCCAUCAACAGUGGCGAGGGAAGCUCCAGGGCCACUGCCUCCUCCACGACCUCCAAAAUCUCCACCGCCACGCAGACGCAGUUCGGCAGCAGCGGUGGACUCUCGCCAUCUCCUAGCAACAGUUAUGACACCUCCCCGCCUCCAGGGCCGCCACCGCCUUCUGCUAUCCUGCCAUCGCCCGUGUCACUGGUGGCGCUGUCACAGAAUGGGCGCGAUAGCUUAGCCGCUACACCCAAUGGGAAGUUGUCUCCUCCACGCUAUCCAGUAAACAGUGCAGCUGCAGCCCGAGCAUUUGGGUUUGAGGCUACAGAAGAAGACCUGGACAUUGAUGAUAAGGUGGAAGAGCUAAUGAGGAGAGACAGCAGCAUGGUGAAAGAGGAGAUCAAAGCUUUCCUGGGAAACCGGAGGAUUUCUCAGGCAGUGGUGGCACAAGUCACAGGCAUCAGCCAGAGCAGGAUCUCUCAUUGGCUGCUGCAGCAUGGCUCUGACCUGAGUGAGCAGAAGAAGAGGGCCUUCUACCGCUGGUACACGCUGGAGAAAACCACCCCAGGAGCCACCCUCAACAUGCGACCGGCCCCGCUGCCUCUGGAGGAGAUGGAGUGGAGGCAAACCCCGCCGCCCCUGGCCACCGCGCCAGGCACCUUCCGUCUGCGUCGAGGAAGUCGCUUCACUUGGAGGAAGGAGUGCCUGGCAGUGAUGGAGAGUUACUUCAAUGACAACCAGUAUCCAGAUGAGGCCAAGCGGGAGGAGAUAGCAAACGCCUGCAAUGCUGUUAUUCAGAAACCAGGGAAGAAGCUGUCUGAUCUGGAAAGAGUCACCUCAUUGAAAGUUUACAACUGGUUCGCCAACCGUCGCAAGGAGAUCAAGAGACGAGCUAACAUUGAAGCCACAAUCCUGGAGAGUCAUGGGAUCGACGUCCAGAGUCCGGGGGGACACUCCAACAGCGACGACAUCGACGGGAACGACUUCUCGGAACAGGCUUGCGACUUGCCCUAUUUUGACAAGAGACCUCUGAGCCGACCAUUUGGCCUUUAUCGACUGGAGCCCACCUCCCCAACACAGGAUGACAGCGCAGCACACAGCGAGCACCAGGACCCCAUAUCUUUGGCCGUGGAGAUGGCCGCCGUCAACCACACCAUCCUGGCCCUGUCUCGAACUGGAGGGGUCCCUAACGACAUCAAGACGGAGUCCCUGGAGGACGAAUGAGCCACAUGGGGGCUGGGAUGGAGGAAGCGGAUGGAAGAUAGAGGAAUGUGGGGAAGGGAAAACGAAUGAGAAGAAAAGGUGGGAAACACCUUUUAAACAAACUAAAAAUAGACAAAAAACAAUACUACUUGGUAGUGAAGCUUCUAAAUUUGCCAACUGUACCGUUUCUCUCGGCUUCCGUCCUCUCCCCCCCUUGUCCUACGACGUCCGUGUAAACAGUAAUUAUCCACCACUCCCACUCUACUUAAUGUAACGACUGACUGGUGGGAAGGGGUCACUAUACGUCCUGAGCCCUUUCAAUAUGUUCCCUUUUGAAAGACGAAAAUGGCGCAAUCCAGGUCCUCCAGAAACUGUGGCUCUUGGCUGGAAUUGCGUCUCCUAGCAACUCCCCUCUCUUCCUUCAAAACACUUAUACCUCUUCUCUUGGCUCUCCUCUACCUUAUACCCCGUCUCCGUCACUCUCCAGCCUGGUUGUCUGAGCCGAUCCUCAGUCUAUCUCACCUCAACGUCAACCUCAGAAAAAUUAUGUGUACUGUAUGUAUAAUAUAUAUAUGGUUCUAAUGGUUCUCAGUCUCACUCACCUUAUGGAGUGCUACCUACCUACCUACCUACACCUGGAAAAAUUCACCCUCCUCAUUGUGCAAUUUCAUCAGAAGAGCUUUGGUGUCUUGGCGAAGACAGCUGGAGAGCUUUUCCACCUCUCCCUCUUCAGAAUGGAUAAUAUUGGCAGACCGAACUGUCCAGCCUCCGUCUUCAUCCUCUCUAGUUCUUCUCAAUCCUCAGCGGAAUGACUUUCUUAAUUUUCCUAUAGUGUAGCCGGCAUUGGAUGAAACCUCUAAAGAGUGAUCUUAUUAUGAAUAAGACGCAUUUCAGUUAACAAAACUUAAGGUUCAUAUUCAACAGCAGCAAUGGUUUAAGCCGGUUUCAGCUCUGGUAUUUAGCUUCACCAUUAUUAAUUACUCAAGAAUACUUGAGAGCUACAGUACAAGAAUCAAUUUAGGGUUAAUGUGAUGAUCGAGCAAAUGUAAUCUGUCUAAAUAGGGGAAUUGUGCUGUGUCUUAAAUGUCAUCCAUGCCAAAGGAACAAUAUGCUUGGAGGAAACAGCUGAGGCUAAGACAAGGCGUCGGACAAAGGGUUUCACAUCCAAUACUAUUUGUACUAAACCUUUAGUGCAAAAUGUUUUUUUCCCCUUGUGUAAGUGAAGCCAGUGGGCUUGACACUACAGCAGGGCUGUGCCAGGAGGAGGUGUCUAAUAAUGAAAUAACGCUCAGCUAUUUACUGUUCUGUGACGCUGCCUCAUCAUAGUAGCCUAAAGAAUGUGCUUUCAGGAGAUUAUUUUGAGAUGAUGGUAUCAAGCAAGAUCAAAUCCACACUGGAAACGGUUUUGAGUAUCAGGAGAAUAUCUGAGGCAUUUUUUUAUGCUUUAAUUACAUGUUUAUAUCCUUAAAGGUUGAAGGGAAUCAGAAUCAAAGACACUUUAUAUGAUCAAAUUGAAAUUUAUUUCCCACCUUAUUUUGCCUUGGAACAUUUCCCGAACUGUCAACAUGAAAAUCUAUAAAAUAGACUAUACUAAGGCUAAAUCUGGAUGAUUUGACAUGUAUUAUAGUUCUGUCUGGCUGAUUUUCAGCCAAGGUAUGAGUAUGAUUCCUUGAUAAUGUUUUGCGACUACUUCCUUUGUUUGCCGGGAGUCAUAAUAAGGAGAAAAUUCUUACCAAUCACACGUACGCACAAUAUUGAGUGGGCCAGUGGAGACGUUAGCUUCGCUUGAAGCUGGAGGAUGAAACUCACUAGGCAGCAUGUUACAAUAUAUGUUUAAGCUGUAUAAUGAUGCAAUAGAGAAAGUAUGAAAAUGUGGUUACGUACAUGCUGAAAACACUUUCUUUGCAGGGAGGAGUUACUUCCUGUGCCCAUCUUUGCCACACGAGGUAUAUUGAUGUUAAUGAGCGGACGCAGGGGUUCCAGGCACUCUUGCAGUGUUCUAGUCUUUCUGCUAAAUGUCUCCUGGUCCUGGCUUCAUAUUCAGCUAAAAGCACUUUAGCACUCAAAAGGACAUUUCAUUCUUGUGUGGACGUAUAAAGCAAGUUCCUGCAGAUUCGGAGCUAAGCUAAACUAACAGUCUCCUUGUCUGAGCUUGAUAUUGAGCCAUGGUAUUGAUCUUCUGUAGAUUUGAGCAAAAUAAGCAGAUCUGCCUAAAAGUCAAACUACUCCUUUCAAAGGGCCUUUGCCUUAGGAGAUCUGGAGAGCUGGGCAUAUAUUCAACAUAGCAGGGUGAAACAAUGAAGCCAGUAAAACCCACCUAUGAUGGAUCAGGUCAUCUGGUACCUGGAUCCUACUAUAGCUCCCUGUCCUGGGCUCCAGUCUAUCACAGCUCUGUGUUACUCUUCUGCUUCAGUGUGUGGGAAGCUACAAUACAAUACAGUGACUCAGUUCUAGGACCUGUGUUUCAAAAAGAAAUGGUUGACAGAUAAAAAUAUGUAUUUAUACUCCUUUUUUUAUGGUAAUGUACAAAAAAUGACAAAAUGAAACAUGGUAUUGUUAAAUUAAUUAUGUUUUUUAUUUUCUCAUAUCUAUUUUUCUAUUAUAAUUCAAAUGUGUUGUUUUUUUGUGUCAUCCCUUAUUUGAACAACAGUUUCCCCUGUUCGUGUCUAAGGUAAUAUAAAGCUAUUCUAUGAAAGAGAUGAUGCACCUUAUGAAAAUUAAGUACCACUGCUGAUUCAAAAACGGCAAAUGUCUAAUAUUAUAUCAUGGGCUGGUGUGUAAAAGUCAACAAAACAUUUAAACACAGCUGCUUUACUCAUCACAUCAUUACCUCCCAGCCGCGCUACAGUUUAGUAAAUACAGUAAAGUCUAUUCUCCUACUAUUGAAGUAAGUGGAGACACAUAAGUCUGCAGAGUUUGGAGCGUGGUGUAAUAUGUUCCAUAUGUGGCACAACUAAAGAGCUACAGACUUUGGAACCAAGAGGUUGCCAUCUGUAACUUUGGCCCCUGGCAACUGAAAUACAAAUUGAAAUAAAAGGUGAUGUGUUUGAGACGACACACACUGUUAGGAUGGAUUCACGCCACUAACUUGCCAAGCACAAACGAGAAGAUGUGAGUUGAUAAAAAGCUAACCCUGAAAAUAACCUUCGCAUCCGAAUUUUCUUUUUGAGGAAAGUUUUCCCCUGGAGCUUGGUGUGAAUGUCUGUGUCCAUACAAAAAAGACUUUAUGUUUAAGUGAAAUAAUAUUGGAGUGCAGUAUAUGAAGCAUUUCAACGAACUGCCAUUGUGUAUGAUAGACGCUCAGCACGGUUACCGAGUAAAACCUCUACUCUGGCACUAAUUCUCACACACACGCACAGUAGCAGGCUUUCCUCCGCUAAUGUCCUGCUACCCUGAAGCAGUGUCCUCUUAUGGUGUCAGGGUCUACGUGUCUUCGUGUCCCCGGCGGAACACUUCCCACUUCAAUGCAAUAUAGCUCAGAAAAACAGGACUGAAUGCUGUUGUUUUAAUCUCAACCUAAUUAUUUUCAGAAUUACUGUAUUGCCCAUUUCAGAAUUUAGUGCCUUUUUUGGACAGUAGACUGUUCUGUAAUUAAGAUGUAGUAUAUAUAUACACAUUUUUUGUACAGUUUCUUUGUUCAUUUUUUUUAACUUGUGUUUAUUUUAGUAUGAUAUCUAUCUAUAUAUAUAUAUAUAUAUAUAAAAAUGUACAAGAGAAUAAAGCUAUAUCAAUGAGAUUUUUCCUGCUGGUUACAAAUCUAUACAGAUAUGCAUCACACAUUGUUUUGGACAACAGAACAGUACAAUUUAUUAUUUCAAGUUGAAUUAUAAUGUCAGCAAUAUUCUGUAUUAAUCAUUCAAUAAAUAAGCACUCAGGUUGUAGAAAUUCCACUUGAUUGUGUAUGUAUAAAACCAUCCCACAUUAAUACCAUUAUGCAUAGUGUGUUCCAAACCCUCAAACAUGUCAUGUACAUACAGUCUCAACACACUGUAAAACAUUCAAUGACCUGCCAGUGAAAACAAUGUCCUAAAAGUCAUGCAUCUGUUUUCUAAAACAGAUCCUUUCCAUCCAUCUU